AUGGUUUUUUACUUAAUUGGACUUGGAUUGGGAGAUGUUGAAGAUAUUACGGUCAAAGGUUUGAAUGUGGUUAAGUGAGUUUUGGCCCAAAAAACCCAAAAAGGCCCCCAAAAAAGGCCUGAAAAUCCCAAUAUUUUUCCAGAAAAUGCGCUCGAGUUCAUCUUGAAGCCUACACAAGUAUUUUGUGUUAUGGAUUAGACAAAACGAAUUUGGAGAAGUUUUAUGGGCGGGAGGUUAUUGAGGCUGAUCGAACUGUUGUUGAACAGGAAUCUGGUGAGUGUUUUUUUGGGAUUUUAUAUGAAUUUGGUGCUGAAAAUGAAGAAUUCCAUGAUUUUCAGCACAAAAUUAUGAUCUAGAAAUUUCGAAAUUUUUUACGUUUCAAAAUUGUAUUUUAAACUUUUUUGUGACUGAAAAAAUCCGAUUUGAAAAAAUCCGAUUUUGUCCUAAAAAUUGGUGAAAAACCCAUUUUUUCACUUUUGAAUUCGAAGGUUUGCCGAAAAUUCAAAAUGAUAAAUUUUUAUAAAUUGUGCUGUAGAAUAUUGAAAUGGACUAUUUGGCAUUUCUAAACAAAAAUAUUGAUAGUGAUUGGCACAUUUUGAGCCCUUUUAUAAUACACAGAACCUCACCAACUCGUGCGGCGCGCGGCCCCAAUUUUUGUUUCCUAAAUCGGAAUCACAUUUUGGAACCAAGUGAAAAAUCAAGUGACAUUGUAUUCAAAUAUGCUUAUUAGGUGUCUAAUGAUUAAAGAAAAAGUAUCUUGACAAAAAUAUUACACCCAAUGGUCAGUAACAUCUCAAAACAUAGCGUCGUAUACUUAUCGGCCACCCUGUAUAUAUUCAUAAAACUGAUCUUCCACUUUUUUUUCGGGUUUUCAGCGCCCAACCUCGAGGCAAUACAUAUAUUGUCAAAAUUGUCAACUUCAGCUUCCAGCAUUUCCAUAAAACUUCAAAAACAAAAACUAAGUCGUAUGUAAAAAGUGCAAUUUUUGCUCAAAGGGUUCCAAAUUUCACAGAACCUUCUAGCAUUCACAUAACUUCACUCCAGUCAUUGUGGUUUGACCAGGUCAAUGUUUUUUCUUGCGUAAUACUUUUUUUUUUGAUUUAUCUAUCGUAAUUUUCUAAUGCACAAAAAAACAUAAAAACAUUUUCAUUGGUGAGGAAUCGAACCAGGACCUCUCGGGCAAUAAACAUUCAUUUAUUUUAUGCUAAUUUGUGUGUGUGCGCUAUAGUUAGACAUGGUUUGGAAAAAACUCGAGCGAAACCAGUUUUUUGAGUUCGCUCACUUGUUUGAGUUUUGAGUUCGCUCACUCAUUUCAAACCGGUUUUCGCUCAAAUAUCGCUCAUUUCUGAUUUGAUUAGAAUUGGUGGAUUUUUAGGUUUUCGGAUAUGGUAAAUCGAUUGGUGAUAAUAGUUCCAGAAAGCCCAAACUAAAAUGAUCAUAACUUUUUUAUUUUUCAAGCUUUUUCAAAUAUCUCUGGACCAUUGUGACGUGCUCAUCCUCAGCUAAAUUUUUGCUCUUCGGAGCAAAUUUUGAAUGUUGGUUUGAAAAAGCUUGAAAAAUAAAAAAGUUAUGAUCAUUUUAGUUUUUGUGACUCGAAAAGGUGUAAUGUAUUUCAAUUGAAUUUCAAACAAAAAUCCAUUUUUCAUGCCCUGUCCCUUUAAAAGUCACUUUUAGGCCGAAUUAUUAUCACCAAUCGAUUUCCCAUACUCGAAAACCUAAAAAUCCACCAAUUCUAAUCAAAUCAGAAAUGAGCGAUAUUUGAGCGAAAACCGGUUUGAAAUGAGUGAGCGAACUCAAAACUCAAACAAGUGAGCGAACUCAAAAUAUGAGUUUUCGCCCAGAUCAUUUGAAAACUCACUCAUGUCUUACUAUAGUGUGCGCGCGCAAAAAACAUGACUUGACCGUAAAAACGUGAUUUUUUGAAGAUGAGGGACCCCGAAAAUUUUUUUUGAAUGUAGUCAAAUCUACGUAAAAAGGCACGAGGAACAUUUUGGAAGCGGUUAGAAAGAGCGGAAAUGACUCCUGAGCAAUGUUUAUAUAGGGCGAAAAAAAAAUUUUUUUUAGGAUUGAGUAUCGAAAUUUAUACUCUUUUCCAUCGGAAAGAGCGUCAAAAGACGAGCAAAAUGAUUUUUUGAUCAUUGAAAAUUAUGAAUUUUAACCCUACUUACGAUAAAUUUUCGAAAAACAGAGUUCCCCUUCACCCGGUCCCACCAAAUUGGCGAAACGAUAUUAUGAUCUCUAACCUGGUGGAAAAAGUUCCCCACCCAUGGGACUUACUAAGAAAAAAAAUUGGGCCGAUUCUGAGAUCAUGACUUUUUCUUUGUCCGGUGGGUUUUGCAGUCUUACAAAGAGUGUCUUUUAAACUUGUUUGUGAUUGAAAAAGAUUAUUUUUCUUUUGACUUUUGAUGUCUAAAUUUUGCGCUGAAAAUCAUAAAAAUGCUGAAAUUCGUGGAAAAUGAAGUAUUCCAUGAUUUUCAGCACAAAAUUCUGGUCUAGAAUUUUCUGAAUUUUUUCACUGUUUCAAAAAUUCAUUAAUUUUCUCGAGGAGUGAAUGAAUUCGAUACCAGUAGUUUUUUCUCUUUUAGACUUAUACUUUGCUUUGAAAAUCAUGAAAACCCUGAUUUCUAGAAAAUUUUAGUGGUUUCCUGAUUUUCAGCACAAAAUUUUGAUCUAGAAAUUUUUUUCAAUUUUUUCACUGUUCCAAAAAUUCAUCCAUUUCAUUUUGAUGAUUUUCAGCCAAACUGAAAAAAACGCAAAUCAACUUUCUUCCUUCAAAAAUCAAUUAAAAAUAUUGAUUUGUCGAAUAAUUUAUUGAAAAAAUGCUGAAAAGUGCUGAAAAUGAAAAAUUCCUUGAUUUUCAGCACAAAAUUCUGAUCUAGAUAUUUGAAAAAAAAACAUGUUUUUUUUCACUGUUUCAAAAUUGUAUUAAUUUAAUUUUGAAGUGAGAAUGUUGAUUUGCCUUUUUCUGAAUUCGGGCUGAAAGUCGUGAAAAUACUGAAAUUCUUGGAAAAUGUAGAAUUCCAUAAUUUUCAACACAAAAUUCUGAUUUAGAAAUUUUUUUUUAAAGUUUUUUUUUCACUGUUUCAAAAUUUAAUUAAACUUUUUUGUAGCUGAAAAAAACCGAUUUUAAUGUUUUGCAUGUUCGCUAGAUCUAAAUUUUGGGCUGGAAGUCAUAGAAAUUCUGGAAUUCGCUGAAAAUGAAAAAUUCCAUGAUUUUCAGCACAAAAUUCUGAUCUAGAAAUUGCCAAAUUUUUUACGUUUCAAAAAUUCCAUAAUUGUUUGGAAAAUUGAAACAAUCCAUUGAAUUGUUUGUUCCAAUUCUAGUUAUAAAUUUUUGCGCUCAAAAUCAUAAAAAUGCUGAAAAUUGAUGAAAAUGAAGAAUUCCAUGAUUUUCAGCAUAAAAUUCUGAUCUAGAAAUUUUGGAAAAAAAACAUUUUUUUUCACUGUUUCAAAAUUGUAUUAAACUUUUUUGUGACUGAAAAAAGCCGAUAGUUAGCUUUUUGCUUUUGAGUUUUGCUUUUGAUAUUGCCUAGAUCUGAAUUUUGCGCUGGAAACCAUAAAAAUGCUGAAAAUCGUGGAAAAUGAAGAUAUCCUUGGUUUUCAGCACAAAAUUCGGAUAUAGAAAUUUUUUGAAAAAAGUGUGUCAACAAAAAUAAAUUAGAAAAAAAAGAAGGGAAAAUUGACAAAUUUUUGAAACAGUGAAAAAUCGCAAAAUGGAAAUUUGAGAAAAAAAAAUGUUUUUUCACUGUUUCAAAAUUGUCUUAAUUUUUUUGAGAACCUAAAAAAGCGUUCCGAUCGAGUUGUUUCUAGAUUUAAUAGUAAAAAAUCGCGAAAUUCAAAAAUGUUUCAACUUCCAGACUCAAUUCUCAGCGGAGCCGACACCCAAGACAUUGCUCUCCUAGUAGUUGGUGAUCCAUUUGGUGCCACCACUCACGCGGAUCUCGUCCUCCGCGCAAAACAACAAAACAUUCCAGUUCGUGUAAUUCACAAUGCCUCAAUUAUGAAUGCUGUUGGAUGUUGUGGAUUGCAAUUGUACAAUUUCGGUGAAACUGUUUCGAUUGUAAUGUGGACUGAGAAUUGGCAACCCGAAAGUUAUUAUGAUAAAAUAGCGGCGAAUCGCGACACCAAACAUCAUACAUUGUGUUUGUUGGAUAUUAAGACGAAAGAGCAAAGUGUGGAGAAUAUGAUGAGGGGAAGGAAGAUUUAUGAACCGGCGAGGUAUGGGUUUUUUUCGGGGGAAAAAUUGAAAAACCCCCUUAAAUGACCUGUCAACGGAGUUUAUGAGCACUUUCAAAAAUUUAUUUUCGAAAAAUCAACGUUGUGAUUUCAAAAAUGAAUUAAUACAAUUUUGAAACGUAAAAAAUUUGGAAAUUUCUAGAUCAGAUUUUUGUGCUGAAAACCAUGAAUUUCUUCAUUUCCCCGCGAAUUUCAGCAUUUUUAUGAUUUUCAGCGCAAAAUUGUAUUAUCGUAUGAUCGACAUUCUGAUUUCAAAAAUAAAUUAAAACAAUUUUGAAACAGUGAAAAAAAAUUGAAAAAAAUUUCUAGAUCAGAUUUUUGUGCUGAAAAUCAUGAAAUUCUUUUGAUUCUCCACAAAUUUCAGCAUUUUUAUAAUUUUCAGGUUUUAAAAUUGAUGUGUGGCCGAACUAUUUUGGUGGCCGAGAAAUGUCGGGAAUUCGGCCACUCUCCAACAAUGAGAAUCAUUGCAACAUUAGAGCGAGUUUGUUGGUUUGGCCGAAUUCCCGACAUUUCUCGGCCACCAAAAUAGUUCGGCCACAUAUAUCUUUUAAUUUUAUGUUCAACUUCAAUUUCCAAAAUUUCUGAAAUAUUACUGUACAAUCUACAGUAUACAUACAUUUUUAUUAGUAAAUCAGAAAAAAAAUAUCAAAAAAUUGAAACAGUGAAUUUUUUGUGAUAACAUUUUCUGGGUUCAAAAGUUUUUAUUGAUAAAAAUUCCAAGUGGAUUUCUGCCCUGAAAAACCUCAAAAUUGAUUGUGACUUAGGCUAACUUCAGGUGGACAAAAAGUAAACGCGGAGUGUCGUUUAAACAACGAUGCUCCGCGAUUACACCUCUCACUCACCCGAUUUUUUUUCCAGAUAUUUGACAUGCGCUGAAGCUGCCAAACAAUUGCUGACAAUUGUUGAGAGGAGAAAAGAGAAGGGCGAAAAAUGCGGUGAGUCUCGAAUUUUGGGCCUGAAAAUCACCUAGGUCUAAAUCAAGCCUGAAUUUCCCAAGCCUGAAAAUGAUAUCGAGAAGCCCUGAAGCCCAGAAUUCAGAGCCUAAAAUUCAGGCUUAAAAUUUCUUUUUCUUAAGGCAGUUAGAAGGCCUUUUAAGCCUAAAGGCCUAGCCCAAGUUCAAUCCUAGAAGCCUGAAAAUUACCUAAAGGGCAUAGACAGGCCUAAAUCAGGCCUAAACUAAUUAUCCCCAAUUUCCAGCCUAUGAUGAGAAUACAAUGAUUGUUGGUUUGGCUCGAGUCGGAUGGGAUGAUCAAAAAGUGAGUCUUCCUUCCACUUCUGAAAAUCUGAAAUUUUUCAGAUCAUCUACGCGUCGAUGAAAGAAAUGGCUGAAAUCGACAUGGGCGCCCCGCUUCAUUCAAUGAUUAUUCCAGGAGAAACACAUCCGUUGGAAGUGGAUAUGUUGGAGACUUUUAGACCUUGA
Caenorhabditis angaria is the source of this 5656-nucleotide messenger RNA. The record is from the annotation of a GenBank genome assembly. NCBI's taxonomy places the organism in Eukaryota, Metazoa, Nematoda, Chromadorea, Rhabditida, Rhabditidae.